AUGGAGGAUCGAAACAACUGUGUGACAGUACAACAAUGGCAGCCGGAAUACAAUGAUUUGAAUCAGAUUCGAGCAAUUUUCUCCCUAUUGUAUCUUCUUAUUUGGGUCGCUGCCAUCGUCGGAAACACACUUGUUCUCUAUGUACUCACAUUCAAUCAGGUAUCACUAUCAGUCAGAACUGUUUUCGUUGGAUGUCUUGCUGGAUCCGAUCUCCUAAUGUGUCUCUUCUCUCUUCCGAUCACCGCGAUUUCGAUAUUCUCCAGAGUUUGGGUGUUUCCAGCCAUAUUUUGUAAAUUGAUUGGAGUAUUCCAGGGAGGAACCAUCUUUGUGUCAUCAUUCACUCUCACAGUCAUUGCAUUGGAUAGAUGUGUUCUGAUACUUCGGCCGAAUGAAGAGAUAGUAAACUUCCCUCGUGCCGUAUUCAUUGUCUUCUGUAUUUGGCUUCUCGGUUACUCAUUGGCUCUUCCAGUUGGAAUCUACAGCGAUAUUGCAGUCUACGACGGCAUUUGUGGCACAUUCUGCGAAGAAAAUUGGCCUGACUUCAAUCCAGACACUGGACGAUCUGGAAUUCGGAGGGCUUAUGGCCUAUCGGUAUUGGUACUUCAAUUCGGAAUUCCAGCAUUAAUAAGUUCAAUUUGUUAUUGGAUGAUCAGUCAAGUGAUGUCAGAUCAAUUAGAGAGAAGAAGAGGACACAAUAUUCGACCAGAAUCUGAAGAAAAACUUGUCAAUCGAAAGACUCGAGCGAAUCGAAUGAUGAUUGUGAUGGUCGUCGGAUUCGUUCUAGCUUGGAUGCCAUUCAAUGCUGUUAACCUAUAUCGUGAUCUUUUCGGAAUUUCUACCACUAAAUGGUAUUCGAGUGUUUUUGCCCUCUGUCACGUGUGUGCAAUGUGUUCUGCCGUACUCAAUCCAAUCAUUUAUUCAUGGUUCAAUCCACAAUUCCGUACAAGUAUUACUACACUUUUCAAAGGAAACAACGAAUCGAGACUGAUCAAAAAGAAGCCACAAGAGAAAUCAUCGAGUAAAAUGGUUGCGUAUCCAACUAACUUUUCAGAGGCGAGAAGGGACACGGAGAUUCAAUCAAAUAAAACUAAAAUCACACUUGCUGAAAAUGAAUAUCGAGAUGGCGACCAACUUUUGUAA
Messenger RNA from Caenorhabditis remanei, 1140 nucleotides. RefSeq lists its product as uncharacterized. Gene Ontology annotation, molecular function: neuropeptide binding; neuropeptide receptor activity. The record is from RefSeq and is a predicted model, not a curated record. Lineage: Eukaryota; Metazoa; Nematoda; Chromadorea; Rhabditida; Rhabditidae. Bases 1 to 1140 code for a protein of 379 amino acids. Gene Ontology annotation, cellular component: plasma membrane; neuron projection. The transcript has 7 exons. Gene Ontology annotation, biological process: G protein-coupled receptor signaling pathway.